AGCAGCUGAGUUUGCAGAAAGCCCUGCAGCAGUGCGAGCUCGUGCAGAACAUGAUCGACAUCAGCAUCUCCAACCUGGAGGGGCUCCGCACCAAGUGCGCCGCCUCCAACGACCUCACGCAGCAGGAGAUCCGCACCCUGGAGAGCAAGCUGGUCAAGUACUUCAGCCGGCAGCUCUCGUGCAAGAGGAAGGUGGCCUUGCAGGAGCGCAACGCCAAGCUGGAGGGCUUCCCGCAGCUCCUGCACUGGUUCCGCAUCGUCGACAUCCGCAAGGAGGUGAUGGAGGAAAUCGCGCCGGGGCAGCUGAGCCUGGAGGAGCUGCUGGAGAUGACGGACGAGCAGGUGUGCGCCACCGUGGAGAAGUUCGGGGCCAACAGCGAGGAGUGCGCGCGGCUCAACGCCUCCCUGUCCUGCCUGCGCAGCGUGCACAAGUCGGGAGGCAGCCUCUCCAAGCAGGACUGGACCAUCCAGUGGCCGACGCCGGAAACGGGCAAGGAGAACAACCCGGUGGGCCAGCCCGAGGCCGGGCCCUGGCUGAGGACGCACGUGGCGCCGAGCCCCAAGGCGCCGGCCAAGUGCGCGCAGCACUCGUGCCACGCCGAGCGCCUCGCCGUGGAGGGGCUGCCGUGCGCCGAGGCCGGCCACCGCUCGCUGCCGCCGUCGCCGCGGCAGCGGCACGCGCUGCACACGCCGCCGCGCACGCCCAACAUCGUCACCACCAUGACGCCGCCGGGGACGCCGCCGGCGCGGCGCCGCAACAAGCUGAAGCCGCCGGGGACGCCGCCGCCGGCGUCGCGCAAGCUCAUCCACCUGCUGCCCGGCUUCACGGCGCUGCACCGCAGCAAGUCGCACGAGUUCCAGCUGGGGCACCGCGUGGACGAGGCGCACACGCCCAAAACAAAGAAAAAGAACAAGCCCUUGAACCUCAAGAUCCACAACAGCGUGGGCAGCUGUGAGAACAUCCCCGCGCAGCGCUCCCCGCUGCUCCCGGAGCGCUCCCUGCGCUCCUUCUUCGUGGGAUACCCGCCCUUCCUGCCCUCCACRCCGCCCGUCCACACCGAAGCCACCUUUUCUGCAAACACGCUGUCAGUGCCUCGCUGGUCCCCGCAGAUCCCCCGCCGCGACCUCGGAAACUCCAUCAAACACAGGUUCUCCACCAAGUACUGGAUGUCGCAGACCUGCACCGUGUGCGGCAAGGGCAUGCUCUUCGGCCUGAAGUGCAAAAACUGCAAGCUCAAGUGCCACAACAAAUGCACCAAAGAGGCCCCGCCGUGCCACCUGCUCAUCAUCCACCGCGGAGCGAGGCUAGUCCGGACCGAAUCCGUGCCCUGCGACAUCAACAACCCCCUGCGCAAGCCGCCCAGGUACUCGGACCUGCACGUGAGCCAGACGCUGCCCAAGACCAACAAAAUCAACAAGGACCACAUCCCGGUGCCCUACCAGCCGGACUCCAGCAGCAACCCCUCCUCCACGACCUCUUCCACGCCGUCCUCGCCGGCGCCGCCGCUGCCGCCCAGCGCCACGCCGCCGUCCCCGCUGCACCCCUCGCCUCAGUGCGCGCGGCAGCAGAAGCAGUUCAACCUGCCAGCUUCCCAUUACUACAAGUACAAGCAGCAGUUCAUUUUCCCUGAUGUGGUGCCUGAGACGCCAACGCGAGCCCCGCAGGUGGUCCUCCAUCCCGUCAACUCGAACCCAAUCCUGGAAGGAAAUCCAUUACUUCAAAUUGAAGUGGAGCCGACGUCGGAGAAUGAGGAAGGCAACGAGGAGGCCCAAGAGUCGGAGGACGACUUUGAAGAGAUGAACCUCUCCCUCCUCUCGGCUCGCAACUUCCCCCGCAAGGCCAGCCAGACCAGCAUCUUCCUCCAGGAGUGGGACAUCCCCUUCGAGCAGCUGGAGAUCGGGGAGCUCAUUGGCAAGGGGCGCUUCGGGCAGGUGUUCCACGGGCGCUGGCACGGCGAGGUGGCCAUCCGCCUCAUCGACAUCGAGCGGGACAACGAGGACCAGCUGAAGGCCUUCAAGCGGGAGGUGAUGGCCUACCGGCAGACCCGCCACGAGAACGUGGUGCUCUUCAUGGGAGCCUGCAUGAGCCCUCCUCACCUCGCCAUCAUCACCAGCCUGUGUAAAGGACGGACUCUCUACUCGGUGGUGAGAGAUGCCAAAAUGGUCCUGGACGUCAACAAGACGAGGCAGAUAGCCCAGGAGAUCGUCAAGGGAAUGGGCUACCUGCACGCCAAGGGCAUCCUUCACAAAGACCUCAAGUCAAAGAACGUUUUCUACGAUAACGGCAAGGUGGUGAUCACAGACUUCGGCCUCUUCAGCAUCUCGGGAGUGCUGCAGGCGGGCAGGCGGGAGAACAAGCUGCGCAUCCAGAACGGCUGGCUGUGCCACCUGGCGCCGGAGAUCAUCCGCCAGCUCUCGCCCGACACCGAGGAGGACAAGCUGCCCUUCUCCAAGCACUCGGACGUCUUUGCGCUCGGCACCAUCUGGUACGAGCUGCACGCGCGCGAGUGGCCCUUCAAGACGCAGCCGGCCGAGGCCAUCAUCUGGCAGGUGGGACGGGGCAUGAAGCCCAACCUCAGCCAGAUCGGCAUGGGCAAGGAGAUCUCGGACAUUCUGCUCUUCUGCUGGGCCUACGAGCAGGAGGAGCGGCCCUCCUUCACCAAGCUCAUGGACAUGCUGGAGAAGCUGCCCAAGCGCAACCGCCGCCUCUCGCAUCCCGGGCACUUCUGGAAGUCGGCAGAGUAA
Molecule: messenger RNA, 2744 nt
Organism: Nothoprocta perdicaria
Lineage: Eukaryota; Metazoa; Chordata; Aves; Tinamiformes; Tinamidae
Gene: KSR2
Product: kinase suppressor of ras 2
Exons: 19
Coding region: 51-2744 (897 amino acids)
Biological process (GO): protein phosphorylation
Molecular function (GO): ATP binding; protein kinase activity
Source: RefSeq, a predicted model, not a curated record